Molecule: messenger RNA, 1159 nt
Organism: Pseudophryne corroboree (corroboree frog)
Lineage: Eukaryota; Metazoa; Chordata; Amphibia; Anura; Myobatrachidae
Gene: AIF1L
Product: allograft inflammatory factor 1 like
Exons: 6
Coding region: 125-571 (148 amino acids)
Biological process (GO): actin filament bundle assembly; ruffle assembly
Cellular component (GO): actin filament; ruffle membrane
Molecular function (GO): calcium ion binding; actin filament binding
Source: RefSeq, a predicted model, not a curated record
AACCAAUGUGAGCAGCUUCCCAUAGCCAUCUGCUCAAGAAGAGCAAGGAGAUUGAAGCAAGCAUCUGUAUCUACGGGCUCAGCAGCUAAUCUCUUGCAGGACCGUCUCAGACACAGAUCUCACCAUGACAUCCAACAACAGAAUUCAAGGUGGGAAAGCUUUUGGCAUCCUGAAGGCUCAGCAGGAGAUGCGGCUGGAAGAGGUGAACCAGGAAUUCCUCACGGAUGAAAAGUACAUGGACAUAGAGGAUAUAGAGGAGAAACUGGCAUCAUGUAAAUGCAAAUUCAUGGACUUUGACCUAAACGAUCAAGGGGAGAUUGACAUGAUGGGUCUCAAAAUGAUGAUGGAGAAGAUGGGGGUCCCAAAAACGCACCUGGAGAUCAAAAAGAUGAUCACAGAGGUGACCGGGGGGAUGAGCGACUCUAUCUGCUACCGGGACUUUGUUAAAAUGCUUAUGGGAAAGCGUUCAUCAAUUUUUAAAAUUAUUAUGAUGUUUGAAGGAAAAGCCAAUGAAACCUACCCAAAGCCAGUCGGCCCCCCACCCAGGAGAGACAUCAGCAGCCUUCCCUGAGGGAGAUGAACGGAACGGCCGCCUGCACUAUUUUCCUGCAUAAAAGCCAAGUACUUCGGAGCAUUGCAACAAUGGACAUUCACCAGCGGACAAAGUGCCUGGAGAGAACAGUACUCGCUCUCUCUCCCACCACCUCUUCUUCAUGUCUUUAUCCUAUCGCCCAACUUUUCCCCCUAUGUCAUAUAGAACUACUAUUUAUUACAGGGAGCAGCUCUGGUGAGGCAUUAUAACUCAGUGGUCAGAUACCAAUAGGGUAAUGUUACUGAGGUUUAACAGGCCAGGCCUUACCAAUGGAUCUCUGAAAACCAGAACAGCUAGCGUUACCUCUCAGUGCCUUCGCUUAGUUAAUCCAUUUUUGGUAUGUUGUAAUUUUUGCAAUCUAUUAGAGUGCAGUCUAUUAGAGUGUAAGCCCUUCAAGGAAGUGAUUUUCAUAGUUCAUACCAAACCAUUGUGCGGAGCAGUGUGCGUUGCUCUACAGUGGCAUACAGGUGUGUUGUACGUCAAGAGUGUUUUCAGUUUUUGUUUUGGCCUAAUGUUCUUAUGUGAUAUCUUAAUAAUGUAUAUUUUGUAAAGAGUUGUCUAUACUAA